AUGGCCCGUCCGUUGCUCUUGCUCAGCCUCGGCCUCCUGGCCGGCCUGCUGCCGGCGCUGGCCGCCUGCCCCCAGAACUGCCAUUGCCACGGAGACCUGCAGCACGUCAUCUGUGACAAGGUGGGGCUGCAGAAGAUCCCCAAGGUGUCAGAGAAGACCAAGCUGCUCAACCUACAACGCAACAACUUCCCGGUGCUGGCCGCCAACUCGUUCCGGGCCAUGCCCAACCUCGUGUCGCUGCACCUGCAGCACUGCCAGAUCCGCGAGGUGGCCGCCGGCGCCUUCCGAGGCCUCAAGCAGCUCAUCUACCUGUACCUGUCCCACAACGACAUCCGUGUGCUGCGCGCCGGCGCCUUCGACGACCUGACGGAGCUCACCUACCUCUACCUGGACCACAACAAGGUGACCGAGCUGCCCCGGGGGCUGCUCUCCCCGCUGGUCAACCUCUUCAUCCUGCAGCUCAACAACAACAAGAUCCGGGAGCUGCGCGCUGGCGCCUUCCAGGGCGCCAAGGACCUGCGCUGGCUCUACCUGUCGGAAAAUGCGCUCACUUCGCUGCAGCCCGGCGCUCUGGACGACGUGGAGAACCUCGCCAAGUUCUACCUGGACAGGAACCAGCUGUCCGGCUACCCCUCAGCCGCCCUCAGCAAGCUGCGGGUGGUGGAGGAGCUGAAGCUGUCCCACAACCCCCUGAAAAGCAUUCCCGACAAUGCCUUCCAGUCUUUCGGCAGAUACCUGGAGACCCUCUGGCUGGACAACAGCAACCUGGAGAAGUUCUCGGACGGUGCUUUCGUGGGUGUGACCACGCUGAAACACAUCCACCUGGAGAACAACCGCCUGAACCAGCUGCCCUCCAACUUCCCCUUUGACGGCCUAGAGACCCUCACCCUCACCAACAACCCCUGGAAGUGCACCUGCCAGCUCCGGGGUCUUCGGAGGUGGCUGGAAGCCAAGGCUUCCCGCCCUGAUGCCACUUGCGCCUCACCCGCCAAGUUCAAAGGCCAGCAUAUCCGUGACACCGAUGCCUUCCGCGGCUGCAAGUUCCCCACUAAGAGGUCCAAGAAAGCCGGCCGCCAUUGAACAGGUGGGGCACGGGUCCUGACUCAGCCGGUCCUGGUGACCGGCCUCUGCCUCCAGCUGGAGAAACUACUGACCUUCCCAUCUCUGACCCCCACCUCUCCCCACAGCCUCUGCUGAUGCACAGAGCUGUUCACACCUAGACACGUCCUGGCAGGGGGACUCGGGCACUCCAGCACGAACCCAGCUCCCCCUGACGGUGAGAGCUCCAUCACGCCUGGCCCCACCGCCACGGCUCCUCUCAGAGAAGCUAUUGCCAAGACCCCAAGUCCUUCAGAACCAGAACCCGAAUCCUCCUUCCCUUUGCUCCCCUGGCCUUGCCCUUUGGAAAUGAAUACCAGAUCUUUGCCCUUCUCCUUUCGUCCAGAAAGGGUCUUGAGUCCAUACCCCAACUCCGCCAGCCCCCUGCCUGCCAGGACACUCUAGCGGGAUACUGGUGCUUUGCCGCAUUACCCUCCCAUGCUGCCCUUCU
This is a messenger RNA of Prionailurus viverrinus (fishing cat), 1549 nucleotides long. It is a transcript of the gene CHAD, whose product is annotated as chondroadherin. The record is from RefSeq and is a predicted model, not a curated record. Gene Ontology annotation, molecular function: protein binding. Bases 1 to 1080 code for a protein of 359 amino acids. Gene Ontology annotation, cellular component: extracellular matrix. The transcript has 4 exons. NCBI's taxonomy places the organism in Eukaryota, Metazoa, Chordata, Mammalia, Carnivora, Felidae.